Molecule: messenger RNA, 1764 nt
Organism: Brienomyrus brachyistius
Lineage: Eukaryota; Metazoa; Chordata; Actinopteri; Osteoglossiformes; Mormyridae
Gene: tyw2
Product: tRNA methyltransferase 12 homolog
Exons: 7
Coding region: 384-1628 (414 amino acids)
Biological process (GO): tRNA methylation
Cellular component (GO): cytoplasm
Molecular function (GO): tRNA methyltransferase activity
Source: RefSeq, a predicted model, not a curated record
CUGUUCACGCUCCUGGUCGCCAGGUGGCAGUAUGCACCACCAAUUAAAGCCAAGCUCAACUACUAACUGCGUAGAAGAAGAAGUUAGCAACAUAGCUAAACACACGAAAUAUAUAAAUAUCUUCCAUUAUUCUCAUUAAAUCAAAUAUUCUGAAACAGAAGAUAACUGGCAGCAAUUUAAAAAGCAGCAGCUGCUACUAAUUAAAGCAUAAAGUACCCAGGCGGCGGUGUGGUUUAGCACAUGCCGCGGUGGCUGGAGUUAUAAAUGGAGAAAGAAGCGUAUUUUUAAAGCUCGUGUCGGUAACUUUAAGAUGAAGUCUCUUUACCUUUUUAAAUCGAGUAUGGAGAGUGAAAAUUGUCUUUAAAGGCUGUAUCAGUAACCGGAUGUCUGUUUACCUUUCUACACGCAAUAUGGAGGCCGUCCCAGCUAUCAGUGUGCCGCUCCGUUUUGCUCAGCAGUACCGGGAACACUUGGAGGCGCACGGCGUUUUGAAUCCGAAGCUCCGCAUGCUGAAGCGCUCCGACGGCACCGUUGCGCUGCCCGUGUGGCCAGACUGCGUCCCCGGGCUGGAUCUGACCGCCCUUCGCCUCUCCGUUGGCCCCGAAACGACUUGCGCCCUAACAUACAUACAGUCUCCCGAACCAUCCAAGAAGGAUAGCGUGAAAAGCACUAGCAUGGUCCUGCUGGACGCUGUACGGCAGCUGCUGGUCUCACAGGGGGAGACGUGGAGCGAGGACCUGAUGGGAGAUGUUGCUCGGAGCUGGCAGCGCCAUGGGGAUCUGGCUCUGCUGGGCGGUGGCUGCUUCUCUCAGGAGGUUUGGAGCAGACUGGGACCAGCCUUGUGGCUCACUGUGGCACGUGUGCUGGGUGUGAAUCGCCUGGCCCGGGCAGGGAGGGUCAGCAGCGACGGACACCGGACUCCAGUGGUGACUAUGUUACUGGGGGAAGACAGCUGGGUGACCCAUGUGGACAACAAGAUCAGGUACCAAUUUGAUGUGACCAAGUGUAUGUUCUCGGCUGGAAACAUCACUGAGAAACUGAGGAUUGCCUCAUUUGACUGCAGGGGGGAGACUGUUGUGGAUUUGUAUGCAGGCAUUGGCUACUUCACCCUCCCCUACUUGGUACAUUGCGGGGUAGCCCACGUUCAUGCGUGUGAGUGGAAUCCGCAUGCCGUGGAGGCCCUGCGCAGGAACCUGGAACUGAAUGGAGUCUCAGACCGUUGCACCAUCCACCGGGGUGACAAUAGACAGCUCAACCUGCGUGACGUGGCAGACCGGGUCAACCUUGGGCUGAUCCCCAGCUCCGAGCAGGGCUGGGCUGUAGCCUGUCGGCUCCUGAAGCGAACCACGGGAGGUAUCCUGCACAUCCACCAAAAUGUGACCUCGCCUCUGAGCCACCGGGAGGCGGAGCAAGCAGCCGGGGAGAAAGCAGCACGACAGACGCGUGGCUGUGCAGAGAGGCAGGCGUGGAGACAGUGGGCUGAAGAUACAGCCCUCCGCAUCGCCGCCCUGCUGGAGGAGGACUGCGGGACACCCUGGAGGACGACUAUCCAGCACUUGGUUGAUGUCAAAUCAUACGCACCUCAUAUUCAUCACAUAGUACUGGACUUGGAGUGUAGACCAUGCUGACAAUUUCAGACUUUAUUGGCACAAUUUAGACCAAGGCUGCACAGACAAUCCUCUCAAAGAAACUUCGAGACUAGUAAUUUCAUAUUUUAACUCUGUUGAAAGAGUCAGUAAUAAAACAUUCUAAAUAUGACCCUAA